Messenger RNA from Triplophysa dalaica, 1167 nucleotides. It is a transcript of the gene nubpl, whose product is annotated as nucleotide binding protein-like. Bases 11 to 994 code for a protein of 327 amino acids. Gene Ontology annotation, cellular component: mitochondrion. Gene Ontology annotation, molecular function: 4 iron, 4 sulfur cluster binding; ATP binding; ATP-dependent FeS chaperone activity. Lineage: Eukaryota; Metazoa; Chordata; Actinopteri; Cypriniformes; Nemacheilidae. The transcript is spliced from 11 exons. Gene Ontology annotation, biological process: iron-sulfur cluster assembly; mitochondrial respiratory chain complex I assembly. The record is from RefSeq and is a predicted model, not a curated record.
UUAGGAGAAGAUGGUUAAAUUAUACGACAGCUACAGAACUUGUUUGCAUAUAUAUAAAUUUGCCUCAAAUAAUAUAAGCACACCUUUGUGGCCUGGCAGACAUCUUCCAUUGCUUCAACAUAACCAUGGAAUCCGUUUUAAGACGUCAGGUGCUGGUGAGAGAACGUUGCAGGAAAGACAAAGGCAGCUCAUGGCACGAGGUUUGCCUAAACAAAAACCUAUACCAGGAGUCAAAGAGGUCAUUGUUGUUGCAUCAGGGAAAGGAGGGGUGGGAAAGUCAACAACAGCAGUGAAUCUUGCUCUUGGACUUAUGGCUAAUGAUCAGAGUAAAUCAGUGGGUCUUUUAGAUGCUGAUGUCUAUGGCCCAUCUGUUCCAAAGUUAAUGAACCUAAAAGGAAACCCUGAAUUAACAGACAACAACUUAAUGAGACCACUUGUGAAUUUUGGAAUUCCUUGUAUGUCAAUGGGGUUUUUGGUUGAAGAGGUUGCACCAAUUGUGUGGAGGGGUCUGAUGGUGAUGUCAGCUAUUGAGAAACUCCUUAGGCAGGUAGAUUGGGGGCAUCUAGAUUAUCUUGUGAUUGAUAUGCCACCAGGAACUGGAGAUGUCCAACUGACUAUUACUCAGAACAUACCAAUAGCAGGUGCAGUUAUAGUAUCCACUCCUCAAGACAUUGCUUUGCUGGAUGCACGCAGAGGUGCAGAGAUGUUUCGAAAGGUUAACGUUCCGGUGUUGGGCCUGGUUCAAAAUAUGAGUGUUUUCCAGUGUCCCAAAUGCAAUCAUCAAACACACAUUUUUGGCUUAGAUGGGGCUAAAGAGCUGGCUCACACCCUUAAUGUGGAGUUGCUUGGAGACAUUCCACUGCAUCUCAACAUUAGAGAGACAUCAGACAAGGGACAACCUGUGGUUGUGUCUUCCCCAGAUAGUCCAGAGGCUGAGGCUUACAGAAAUGUUGCAGCAGCAGUGAUUCGACGACUGGCCGAGCUUUCAAGAUGAAUGACCUCCAGAUUAGAUGUAGGCUUUGUGAUUUGAGGAAAUGAUCAGUAUUCAGUUUUAAGACAUCUUCAAAAUCAUGCAUCUAUUAUUUAUAUGCCUUCUAAAAUAUAGUUAUUUAUAUUCUCUUUAUGUACCAACAUUCAGUGUGUUAUUAAAACAUGUUUUAAAAAUCA